AUGGGAACAGAAUUUGUGUUCAUGUUUUCCGAGCAUUAUAUCAAGGGCUCUUAUGUAAAAGUUUACUGCUCUACGAAUGCGAAAUCUGACGUAUCAGUCCGUAUACAGACACCGAUAUGGGACGAGGGUAAAGUCGACAUCACUCUGACUGUCCAAUCAGGAUCUAUCGUUGAAGUUGAUAUACCAAGGACUGUGCGCAUGAUUGGAACCGGCAAGGGAACUUCAUCCAUACAUAUCACUGCCACUGAUACAAUAUCAGUGUACGCAGCAGACACACAGACAAAUUCUGGAGAUGCAUUUAUGGUGUACCCUACCGACGCCCUUGGCAACGAAUACAUAGAUAUAACAUAUAAUCAGACCAGUACAAAGUACUUCAGCUCGCUCGGCGUUGUGGCAUUAUAUGAUCUCACCGUUGUAGAAAUCUACCCUCCACCACAAGGUAGUAUAUCCUAUGAAGGAACGGAUUAUACCGUAGGUCAAAUACUGACAUUGACAAUAAAUCAGUACGAAUUGUUUCAGAUCCAGUCACAUGACCUAUCAGGAACACGCGUAUUGUCUUCUUUUCCAUUGUCUGCGGUAACGGCUCACGAAUAUAUCCAAAUGGGGAGCUCAACUAGUAAGGACUUCAUGGAGUCUAUGUUGCCUCCAGUUAGUUCACUAUCAACUUCUUAUGUUGUGUUUGGACUUCCGAUGUAUGCAAAACCAGAAGUCAUCCGCAUUGUCAAUUCCAAAGAAAAUACACACGUUACCAUAAGUUCACCACCUUCAAAUGUUUUAAUGAAAGAGAUUGGUUCUAUUUAUGACUUCCAAGUAGAUCCUGGCGCAGGUGCUGUCAUAUCAGCAGACAAAGCUAUAAUAGUGGCACUCGUUAGCCUUGGCCGGAGCAUGAAGUCCUAUGGCGACCCCCGUAUGAUUGUGGCACUUUCUGUGGAUCAUUUCCUGUCGGAGUAUACCUUUCCUAUCGCCAACCUGACUGGAAAACUACAGUACACACACCGCAUUGUUAUAUUGGCUAAGACGAGUGACGUGUCCAAUAUCAAACUGGAUGAUUCCUACAUAUCUGACCUUGGACUUGUGUGGACAGAGUUGGCCGGUACAGGCUUCUCUAUAACAUACACCAUCUUAGACGUUGGGGUUCACUCCCUCACAAGUGAUGCCGUAACAUCUGUAUUUGUGGGAUACCUUGCAGGACAUGGAUCAACAGAGGAAUAUGGCACCUUGACAGGUCGUUACCUUGGUGACACAAAUCAGAUGGACGCAUCAGAGGUGCGAUGUUCACACCGAAAGCCUUCGGUUACACUCUAA
This is a messenger RNA of Ylistrum balloti, 1305 nucleotides long. RefSeq lists its product as uncharacterized. Bases 1 to 1305 code for a protein of 434 amino acids. Lineage: Eukaryota; Metazoa; Mollusca; Bivalvia; Pectinida; Pectinidae. The record is from RefSeq and is a predicted model, not a curated record. The transcript has 2 exons.